Messenger RNA from Fundulus heteroclitus (mummichog), 1869 nucleotides. Its product is annotated as serine/threonine-protein phosphatase 2A catalytic subunit beta isoform. Gene Ontology annotation, biological process: mitotic cell cycle; peptidyl-serine dephosphorylation. The record is from RefSeq and is a predicted model, not a curated record. The transcript has 8 exons. Bases 291 to 1220 code for a protein of 309 amino acids. Gene Ontology annotation, molecular function: protein serine/threonine phosphatase activity. Lineage: Eukaryota; Metazoa; Chordata; Actinopteri; Cyprinodontiformes; Fundulidae. Gene Ontology annotation, cellular component: cytosol.
GUUAUUGCAGCUAGCUCUUUUAGCCUCAGCGACGCCGCUCUGUUCUGCCGCAGCGGGGACUUUCGAUCUUUUUCGCUCCCGCAGCUCUCAGGAACUGUUUUUAAUGUCGGGAAGUUAACAUACCUGGUUUAUAAUGACAGAAGUGAUCUGAAGGCGUCGACAUUUUUCGGUGUAAUCGUUGAUUUUUUACGCUGUUUGGCGGGACUGGGUUAGGCGUAACAAUACGCGGAGCUGAAGCCAGGGGCUGAAACGCAGAUCGGUUCGGUUUUUUUUUUACCACAGCUGCCGUCAUGGAGGAUAAGAAUUUUACUAAAGAUCUAGACCAGUGGAUCGAACAACUCAACGAGUGCAAGCAGCUGACAGAGAACCAAGUGAGGACGCUCUGUGAGAAGGCAAAGGAGAUUCUGACCAAGGAGUCCAACGUUCAGGAGGUCCGAUGCCCGGUGACGGUGUGCGGCGACGUCCACGGUCAGUUCCACGACCUCAUGGAGCUGUUCAAGAUCGGAGGAAAGUCCCCCGACACAAACUACCUGUUCAUGGGAGACUACGUGGACAGAGGCUACUACUCCGUGGAGACGGUCACUCUGCUGGUCACGUUAAAGGUCCGCUUCCCGGAGCGCAUCACCAUCCUGCGGGGGAACCACGAGUCCCGGCAGAUCACGCAGGUCUACGGCUUCUACGACGAGUGCCUGAGGAAAUACGGCAACGCCAACGUGUGGAAGUACUUCACAGACCUGUUCGACUACCUGCCGCUCACCGCGCUGGUCGACGGACAGAUCUUCUGUCUCCACGGAGGCCUGUCUCCGUCCAUAGACACCCUGGAUCACAUACGCGCCCUGGACCGCUUGCAAGAAGUCCCACAUGAGGGCCCCAUGUGCGACCUGCUGUGGUCCGACCCAGACGACCGCGGCGGGUGGGGCAUCUCCCCCCGAGGCGCCGGCUACACCUUCGGACAGGACAUCUCUGAAACCUUCAACCACGCCAACGGCCUCACGCUGGUGUCCCGCGCCCAUCAGCUGGUCAUGGAGGGCUACAACUGGGGCCACGACAAGAACGUGGUGACCAUCUUUAGUGCUCCCAACUACUGCUAUCGCUGUGGAAACCAGGCAGCCAUCAUGGAACUGGACGACACUCUGAAAUACUCUUUCCUCCAGUUUGACCCCGCCCCUCGCCGCGGCGAGCCUCACGUGACCAGACGCACCCCUGACUACUUCCUGUGAAUGUCCCGCCCUCUUCCUGUCCAUCAUCCACGAACGAAGCCCCCCCACACACACCUUUCUCACCUCCCCCUCCUCAUUUUGGAUGGAAAGAAGAUAUUAAUAUUUCUGAUGAUGAUGAUGAUGUUUCUGUACCAAGGAGAAAAACGAUUGGCUGAUAAAUUCAACAUUAAGCAAACGGAAGCGACCUCCUCUCUGCAGCCGUGUUGUCGAUAUGCUGUCAUUAAUGCUGUGCUUCUGGGAGAAAAACAACGUAAACUAUGCUCUCUUUCAGUUCUUUUCUUUCCGUUUCUUACAUGUCUGAGAAAAACGAGAUAAUAAAACGACCGACGUGGACCAAAUGUGCCAUAUUCAGAUCCUUUUACAACAUGUUCAACUCGCAGGUUUCUCAUCUUUCAUUUCCUUCUUUUUUACACCUCUCUAUAACCCGACCUGACGUCACCACACAUCUGAUGGCAAAUGUGCUUUUUUUUUUUUUUUUUCUGUUGCAACAUCAUUUUAAGAUUAAAAAGAUAUAGGAACAAAAAAAAGUUUGCUUCAAGUAGUCCAGCUGUCAGUUUUAGCUGUCCAGGCUGCAGCCGGCGGUCAUCUCAGCAACUAUAUUACUGUAAGACAACAGACGUCUGAAAUAAAAUGUCUUAUUGACAAACUA